AUGUCGUUCCGCCUGAGCACACGCAGCACAAGCCUGCGAACAUCCUUCGCCCGUCCGGCACCAACACCCAUCACACGCCGUCAUCUUAGCGCAUACGGCUACGAGCAAACAAAAGUACUAGCCUUUAACAACUACGGCGAACCCAAAGACGUCCUCCGUCUCCAUGGCCACAGCAUCUCUCCAGCACACAAGGAUCUCGUAACCUUACGCUUCCUCGCCUCUCCCAUCAAUCCAGCAGACAUCAACCAAAUCCAAGGUGUCUAUCCCACAAAACCCACCUUCAGCACCACCCUUGGAGCCCCCGAGCCCACAGCCGUAGGAGGCAAUGAAGGUGUCGCCGAGAUCAUCUCAGCAGGCGGCAGCGUCAAGGACUUCGAGAGAGGCGACUGGGUCAUCAUGCGCAGCCCUGGCUUCGGAACCUGGCGCACCCACGCCCAAACCACCACAGAAAACCUCCUCAAGAUCCAAGACAAGACGAACCUCACACCCCUCCAAGUCGGUACCGUCAGCGUGAACCCCUGUACAGCUUACCGCAUGCUCAAAGACUUUGUUCCUCUCAAAGAAGGCGACUGGUUCAUCCAGAACGGUGCCAACUCAGGCGUGGGCAGAGCAGCGAUCCAACUCGGAAAACUCUGGGGCUACCGCAGCAUAAACAUCAUUCGCGAACGCUCUGACGCCUCAGCAACAGAAGCAAUGAAGCAAGAGUUGAAAGAGCUGGGUGCAGAUAUCGUCCUUACAGACAAAGAAGCAAUGGACAAAUCCUUCCGCAAUGUCAUCAAGGAAGCCACAAACGGUGGUCGCGAACAAAUCUCCCUUGCUCUGAAUUGCGUAGGCGGCAAGCUCGUCAACAGCAUGGCCAAGAUCCUCGCCGACAACUCGCACAUCGUAACCUAUGGCGCCAUGUCCCGUGAACCCGUCACCGUGCCCGCCGGCCUCCAGAUUUUCAAGAACAUUUCGUACGAUGGCUUCUGGGUAAGCAGAUGGUCGGACGCAAACCCAGAGGACAAGAAAAAGACCGUCGAGCAUGUGCUAGACCUGGUACGAGAGGGAAAGUUCAAGGACACACCUUUUGAUCAAGUAAAGUGGGAAUGGGAGACCAAGGGUGACGAGCUGAUCAAGGCCGUUCAAGGCACAUUGGAGGGCUUUAGAUCUGGCAAGGGUGUCUUUGUGUUUGGCAAGACUUGA
Aureobasidium namibiae CBS 147.97 is the source of this 1185-nucleotide messenger RNA. RefSeq names its product NAD(P)-binding protein. Gene Ontology annotation, cellular component: mitochondrion. Gene Ontology annotation, biological process: fatty acid metabolic process. The record is from RefSeq and is a predicted model, not a curated record. Gene Ontology annotation, molecular function: trans-2-enoyl-CoA reductase (NADPH) activity. Bases 1 to 1185 code for a protein of 394 amino acids. NCBI's taxonomy places the organism in Eukaryota, Fungi, Ascomycota, Dothideomycetes, Dothideales, Saccotheciaceae. The transcript has a single exon.